Rhododendron vialii is the source of this 1520-nucleotide messenger RNA. RefSeq lists its product as uncharacterized. The coding region runs from base 67 to 804 and encodes 245 amino acids. The record is from RefSeq and is a predicted model, not a curated record. NCBI's taxonomy places the organism in Eukaryota, Viridiplantae, Streptophyta, Magnoliopsida, Ericales, Ericaceae. The transcript is spliced from 2 exons.
UGGAAGAGCCAAAUAAAGGCAUAUUGCUCUGCAUUCCCUGAUUUUACUUCUAACCAUUAGAAGAAAAUGGAGGAUCAAUGUAGUCCCUUGAGCUGGGGUUGUUUCUACUUAGAAGAGGGAAUUGAGGAGCUAAAGCAUUCUCUGUUGUACACUACUUUGGAACUGGAGACAACAAUUCUCUCUGCUCAUGAGGAAAUUGCAAGGAAAGAAGAGGAAUUGUUCCAUCUCAAAGAUCUCUUGACAAUGACAAUCAAGGAGAGAAAUGAAUUCCAAGGGAAAUGCCGAAUGCUGGAAUUGGAAAAAACCAUACUCCAACAACUAGAAGAAGGGAAAUCAGAUUCUGCUCCGGGUGAACUAAAAGGGGGAGGAUCCAACAGGGGACUUUCAACUUCAGAUUCCACUGAAAACAACCCAAUUCCACCAUCAUCAUUUCCAUCACCACCACCGGCGCAGCUGCAGCCACCUCAACUGGCAGGAGACUCGGUACCUGAGAAGCCAUUACCAGAGAAUGGGAAGUUUUUGAAGGCGGUGAUGGAAGCAGGGCCGCUGCUUCAAACACUCCUACUAGCAGGGCCACUGCCUCAGUGGCAGCACCCACCACCCCAACUCAACUCCUUGGAGAUCCCACCGGUGACCAUUUCCUCUCCACCACCACCGGGGAGUCUGCACGGGGAGUCUGGCAUUAGUACAUGUGGUAGUUUCAAUAGUAGGAAGAGGGUUAUGGUCCCCUGUGAAGCCUCUUACUCUUCUUCCCCAAACACCAAGUAUCAAAAGGUGGUUCACCAAUCACCAUUGACCAAUUGAUAUGUUAGUGCUCCUCAUGAUUUGCUAGUAGAUCAGUCGUUUUCGUAGUGUUAAAAUCAUAGAAAGGCAUCCAGAUUGAAAGGGAUGCCUUUCACUCACCUAUUUUUACUCUCUGAAAACUAUAGCCUGCCUUAGUCCUAGUUUGGUUUGGUGUUGUUUUCUAUUGUCUGGAAAACACAGGAAACUUGUUCCUUGAACUGUUUUCGAAAACAUUUAUGAAAAAAAAAAAAAAAACCCGUUUUCAGAAAACCCCGAAACAAAUGUUUUCAGAUUUUAGAAAACUGUUUUCUCUAAAAAAAAUAGUAGACAUCUAAGCGUUCUUGGACUUGACACUAUUUCGGCGUCCGAAACAAUGACCCUUCGGUUCCUAACCUCUAAAGGGAAGAGAGAGAGAGAGAGAGAGAGAGAGAGAGAGAGAGAGAGAGAGAGAGAGAGAGAAUAUUCAAAGCCUCUCUUAAGCUUUUUGUGUGGGAUUGUGACCGGAUCUUUUCUUUGGUCCACUAUAACUAUUGAAAACCCUCUAAUGUAAAUGUGAAUUGCAGGCUUGAAUUCUCCAAAAGAGUGGGGAAUUUCUUUAGAUUAAUUAUCUUACAUUAUCUUUAGCCAAACAUAAUUAUACGAGUGUAUCUUGGGAGAUUUGUGGUGUGAUGUGGGCCUUGUUGUCUUUAUCAGGGAGACUGUUUACUAAUGUAAUGCAAAACUAAAGUUGUGGUUAA